Messenger RNA from Cicer arietinum (chickpea), 1508 nucleotides. RefSeq names its product RING-H2 finger protein ATL16-like. Gene Ontology annotation, biological process: protein ubiquitination. NCBI's taxonomy places the organism in Eukaryota, Viridiplantae, Streptophyta, Magnoliopsida, Fabales, Fabaceae. The record is from RefSeq and is a predicted model, not a curated record. Gene Ontology annotation, molecular function: transferase activity.
GUGUAGAAAACACGUUAGACAACACUUCUCAUUGAAUUUGUCAAAAACAAAGACACUUUUCAUUGAACAACCUUAGUUUUAAAUCCACUCGCUCUAAUAACUCCCAUGAUCUGUUUUUUUUUUUUUUUCUAAUUGGUUUUUGGAGAAAAAUCAUACUUUCUUUCAUUUAAUUCAUUCAUCAUACUACAAAUUUACAAAGGAAAGUACCAUUUCUUAUCUUUAAACUCUUGUUAUUUUAUUCAAUUAAAAUACUUAAUUUGAUAUAUAUUUCACAACCUUUAGGAUAACCCAUUUAUCUAUAGAUCCUACCAUGGAUUUUGCAGCCAAAAAACACUUGAUCCAUAUAUCAAAUGCAUCAUCACCAUCAUUUGUAUCACAAACGUUUCCACCUAUCCCAAAUCAACCUAAUUAUGUUCAAAAUUUUCCAAUAAUAGCAAUCAUUGUAGUGGGAAUGUUGGCCACAUCUCUCCUUCUUAUAGUCUACUACACCUUCGUGAUCAAAUGUUGUCUAAAUUGGAACCAUGUUGAUCUUGUUAGAGUAAGACGAAUUUCUCUAUCAAAUCGAUAUGAAGAACAAUCGUCAACAAAUUCUAAUGUGGCAUCAGAGCCUAAAGGACUAGAGGAAUCAAUGAUUCAAUCAAUUCCGGUGAUUCAUUUCCAAAAAGAAAGAGACUAUGGUGAAAGAAGCUUUUGUGAAUGUGUAGUUUGUUUGAAUGAGUUUCAACAAGAUGAGAAACUAAGGGUUAUACCAAAUUGCAACCAUGUAUUUCACAUUGAUUGUGUUGAUCUUUGGCUUCAAAAUAAUGCAAAUUGUCCACUUUGUAGAAGAAGAAUUUCAUUGACAAGACAAGUUGAGCAUGUUCUCACUCCAAGACCUUCAUCUUAUUAUCAAAGCCAAAAUGUUGAAGAUUUUGUUGUGAUUGAUUUGGAAAAUAAUGAAAAUGAUGAAGGAGAAAACAUGCAUGGAAGACAAGAAAGAGGCAAAGAAUUAAUGGAGGUACAAAGAGAUACUAUUAGUCCUUCAAACAUGAAGUUGGAACAUAGAAUUUUACACAAGAAUGAAAUUAAGCUUCAUAAAGUGACAAGCAUGGGGGAUGAGUGUAUAUUAGGUAUUAAUGACAAAGAUGAUGGCUUUUUAGUUCAACCAAUUAGAAGAUCUUUUUCAAUGGACUUAUCAAUUAAGAAAUCUUUAUAUCAACAAAAUCUACAUGUUGAUGAGGUUAGCUCCAUUGAUGUUUGUGGUGAUAGUAGUAGUAGAGUCAAGAGAUCUUUCUUUUCCUUUGGACAUGGAAGUAGAUCCAAAAGUGUUGUUUUACCUAUUCAUCUGGACCCUUGAAAGUUUCUUUUGUUCUUCUCUCUUUAGUGUUUUCAUUUUCUUAUACAUGUUUUACAAAUAUUUUUUAAUGUUUGUUAUGAGUAAUAGAAAUUAUAUGUAUAAAACCCAACGAGUGAAGAUUCUGGGUUGGAAUUCAUGUUGGAACAUUUUUAUUAAACAUUUUGUUCAGUUA